Molecule: messenger RNA, 2569 nt
Organism: Lucilia sericata (common green bottle fly)
Lineage: Eukaryota; Metazoa; Arthropoda; Insecta; Diptera; Calliphoridae
Exons: 11
Coding region: 398-1768 (456 amino acids)
Source: RefSeq, a predicted model, not a curated record
AUCGUGACGGUCAAACGAAAAGGUUAACAAAAUUGUGGAAGCUAAAGAAAAUAUAAAACGGCCUUAAAGUCUUGCGAACGAAUUUUAUUAAUAAGAAAAAAAAGUACGAAAUUGAGAAAAAAACAAAUAAAAUCUCUUCGAUAAACAAAUUUGUAUAGCGAAUCAUUGAUUAUUUUAAUAUAAAUUGUUUAAAAAUACGCUUUAGUAAACACAAGUCGAUACAACUGACAACAGUAACGAAAAAAAAAAUUUACAAGAUUGUUCUAACCGGAUUUAUUGUUAAAAUAGUAAAAAAAAAACAUCAAACAAAAAAAUUAUAUAUUUUUUACAGCAGCAAAAACAAAUCUAGAAAAUAAAAUUACUAAGUAAAACAAAAGACUUAAGAAACAAACCUGCCAUGCUGUGUCAACUACAGAGCAACAAUAACCAUCCGCGCCGCCGCCUCAACUGCAACAACAGAAGGUGGCAGGUGGCCACAAUUGUGCAACUGCUUUUAGUCACAUUAUUUAUAAAUGCGAUUUAUGCACAAGAGUCUGCCUCACCCGAAUUUGCACCCCAUGUCUCGGCCACCUGUAAAGCGGGCACCAUGAACAUUAAAGUCAAAUUGGAUGGACCCUAUACGGGUGCAGUACAUGCCCGUGAUCAUCGUACACCAGCUUGUAUGGCCAUGGGCGAUGGUUCAGAUUCAGUGGGUUUCAGUAUCAAUAUUUUAGCCAAACAGGGUUCGCCAGACUAUUGUGGUGUUUUGGUCAGCAACGUGAGUGGAUACAAUAAUCGCACCGAAGAAAGAUCUAUACAAUUGGCGGUAAGAGUUCACAAAACUUUGGAAUUGGCAGAUGAUAAAUUUUAUGUGAUCACUUGUGGCAAGGCGGGUUUUGGAAGGGAUGACAACGCACAUGUAGUUUUGAAAUUCUUGCAGAAUGAUCGACGUGUAAGAGAAACGGUUUAUGGUCAUGAAUAUAAAAUACGUGCCGAGUUUACUAAGCCAAAUGGCACCCAUGGCAUACGUGUGGGCAACUGUUUAGCUUUUGAUAAGAAAAAUCUAAGUUUGCCUUUGAUUGAUGAAAGAGGCUGCCCCUUGGAUCCUGCCAUUAUCUCACGUUUUGUACCCAGUGCCGAUGGUAACUAUGCUGAAGCCACCAUGAAAUCUAUGUUCAAAUUCCCUGAAGGUUCCGAAGUUCAUUUGCAAUGUGAUGUUAUCCAAUGUUUUGGACGCUGUAUCGAUGAGGAAGAUUGUAAUCAAGUAGCCAUAGCUAGUGCUGGUUAUACCAAAGGCUCUUCCGGACCACCUAGAAAAACCUAUCCAAACGAAGAAGGCCAAAGUAUUGCAGGAACAACAGUAUUUGUCUUAGAUCCCGCAGAAGCACCUUACACUGCCGCUGACUGUGAAGAAGGCAUACGACCAACCUGGUUAUUAUGGCUGGCCAUUACCCUGGGUGUUUUAUUCCUCAUUAUGUUGUUGAUGAACAUAUUCCUUUGCACAGCCAUGAGUUGUAGUUGUGCCAAUACAGAGAUAAUUGAAAAGGAGCCAUCCAUUAUUGAAGAAUAUGAUCCCUAUAGAAGUUGGCAUGGUAGUCAAUAUGGUUCACGUUACUCACUGCAUGGACGUGAUGCUCACAAAGGUUAUACCAGUGGCGGUUCAACUAUACAUUCGAAUAGGUCAAUACCAAUUGAUAAUGAUCACUAUGCCAUUGUACACUCACGUCCUGGCUCAAGGCAUUCCGGUGUACAAGGAACCCGUGCUCGAGGACCAACUACGACAAGUUGAAUUGAAAAAAAACAAAUAUAAUAAAUUUUUGUUUAAAUAAAAUAAAAUUAAAUUAUGUAAAUAAGCGACAAAGUUUAUAAAAAAACAAAAAUAUUUAAAUUUAAGUUAAAAUUGAAAAUUGUGCGUUCAAAACGAAACUAAGGUGGGGUUAAAAGCUUAGAUAUUUUUUUAUAUUUUAAAAGAAAUUGAAAACUUCCGGUAUAUGGUAAAUAAGCUUUUAUUUUGAAAACAAGCUUUUAAAAUUAUUAUUUUAAACUUAUGAACGUUUUAACAUGUAAAGCUUGCAAAACAACUUUUAAGCUUUAAUAAUUUAAAAGCUUUUUUAAAAUGAAUUUCUUAAGUUUGUGGCUAAAGUUUUAAACAAAAGCUUUUUUUAUCAAAUACCUGACAUUUGCAGUUAAAAUUUAAACAAUUUAUCUAAGCUUUCACAAAAGCUCUCCCAUUUUCUUUGUUGUUAUUGGCAGAGUUGUAUGUAAAUUUUGAUUUAGAAAAGUAAAAUAUGUCGCAAAAAAAUUGGCUUCAAUAUUUUUUUUUUCACUUAUAAAUAAAAUUUAUUAAUUAACUUUUCUAAUAAUUAUUUACUUUUGUAUUAUAUAUUAAAUAUUAUUUUUAUUUUAUUAAUUAAACAUUUAAAAUUUUCUAAUUUAUAAGAACUAAAAAAUUUAUUAAAAAUUUUUUUAUUUUGUAUUUAAUUCCAAUAAAAUUAAGUCAUUAGUAAACAUAAGUUUUAAGUAUUUUAAAACAAAAGCAAACAAAAAAUUAAAAAGAAAACAAUUUAAUAAAAAACUAAUUUUUGUAAAA